Diaporthe batatas is the source of this 2140-nucleotide messenger RNA. RefSeq lists its product as uncharacterized. The record is from RefSeq and is a predicted model, not a curated record. Gene Ontology annotation, biological process: microtubule-based movement. NCBI's taxonomy places the organism in Eukaryota, Fungi, Ascomycota, Sordariomycetes, Diaporthales, Diaporthaceae. The coding region runs from base 177 to 1925 and encodes 582 amino acids. The transcript has 2 exons.
ACGCCGCGGCAGACGACAUGCGGCUCACAAUCCCUGGAGCCGCGACCACUUUAACGUACUGACUAAAAGUAGCAAACGCGACGGCCGCCAUGCCUGCACAACCUCGCGGGAAUUGCCUCUCCCAAGUUGCCAGCCCAACCCCAGAGUAACUCCCGCCCCAACCGCAACUCGUCGUCAUGGCCGCUUCGGCUUCGGGAGGAGCCAGCCUCCCGCACCGCGCCGUGUCUAGCAUCCGCGGCGGCGCAGCGCCCUCUGGAGACUCGUCGUCGUCGGCCAACCCGCGCACGCCCGUCCGCUCGAUGCCGUCCAUCCCCUCCCAGUUCAACUCGCCGUCCUCCCUCCGCGCCGAGGACGAGGUCCUGGUUAUAGAACUGGGCUCCCGCAGGCUGCGCGCCGGGUUCGCUGGUGACGCCGUGCCCAAGGCCCUGGUGUCCUUCAGCCCGGCACAGACGCGCCGUGUUGGAGACCUGCGCGCCUGGGAGGUCGGCUUCGUCGACGACUGGGCCAGAGGCACCAAGUGGGGUGAGGAGCACGAGCUGUGGAGGCACGAUGUCAGGGGCUUGGAUCUUGGCCUGGUUGGGGACCGGAUGGAGAGGGGGCUGAGGGAGGCCUUCAAUAAAUAUCUUCUAAUUGACUCUCGGCCUCGGAGGAUGGUUGUUGUUCUACCGUCUGGCGUGCCACUGCCUCUCCUGGCCACCGCGCUGGACACGCUGUUCAACAGGUUCCACGCCCCCGCCAUCUCACUUCUGUCCUCACCUGUCGCUUGUGCGAUCUCCGCUGGUGUGCGCUCGGCACUGGUUGUCGACAUGGGCUGGUCUGAGACGGUCGUGACCGGCGUCUACGAGUUCAGAGAAGUGCACAGCAGCCGCAGUGUCCGUGCUGGCAAGCUGCUGGUUGACAACACACACAAGCUGCUGGCAACCGCCCUCGGAAAAGCACCGCGUCCCGACGAGGACGGCGCUGAGGGGAAGGCCGAGCACUUUGUGUCGUUUGAGGAGUGCGAAGAGAUCGUCAACCGGCUGGUAUGGUGCAGGCAUUCCCGCGGUCAGUCGUCAAGGAGCCAACCGCCCCAGGAAGGCCUACCCACCGUCACCGAGCAGGACGAGUCCGAAUCAACCAGCCCACCAGCAUCCGGCAGUCCGCCUAGCACUUCUAUCUGGUUGAAAUCGACCAGCCCGCCCAAGAAACUCGACAUGACCUAUGACCAGCUCGCCACCCCCUCUGAGGACACGUUCUUCGCUUCCGAGCAGCCCCAGCAAGCCUUCGAUGAUGAGGAGCUGCCCAUCCCCCUUCUCAUAUAUCACAGCCUUCUGAAGCUACCCAUGGACGUCAGGGCCCUGUGCAUGGCACGCAUUAUUUUCACCGGCGGCUGCUCAAGCGUCUUGGGCCUCCGCGGGCGGGUCUUUGACGAGGUGAGCUCGCUCAUCGAGAGACACGGGUGGGAUCCCGUACGUGGCAAGGGGGUGGAGGCUUACAAGUCCAACCCGAAGCUUCGGCGGGGAAGCAAACAGGCGGGUGAUGGCGGGCCCACAGGCGCCGAGGGCACCGGCGACACAGGAGGUGGAGGGGGCCACGAGGUCGACGGCAUGUGGGUCGACGCGCCCAAACAGGAGAGGGAGCCAGAACUGGACCCGAUUGAUGACCAGCUGCGGAAAGGAAGGCACCAGGAAAAGCCAGGGUUGCAGGGGCAGUUGCGGGCAGUCGAGUCCCUGGGAGCAUGGAGCGGAGCAAGCCUGUUGAACCUGCUCAAGCUGCCGGCCCUGGCAACGGUAGAACGUGAAACAUGGAGGGAGCAAGGGAUAAUGGGGGCAUCGCGACCAACCGAGGUGGACCACAAGGUUGCCCAGCGUCAGAGUAUGGGUGCCGGCGGUCUGAUGCGCAACACCAAUGCAAACUGGACGCUGGGUGUGUGGGGAUAUCUUUGAGCUGUGGAUAGGAGCUUCCCCCUGGUGAGCAGCCUGCCAGAUGGCCUGCAUGUGUAUGUCACAACUUGGACGCUUCUCAAUUCCCUGAGUACCUGGGCACCUCGGUAGCUACCUAGGUAGUGUACACAAAGUGAGGUGGGUGGCCCCCACACUCCCAUUGCAAUUGACCAGAAUAAGGCACACGGGCAAGAAAGCACUUGCAGAGGGUAUAGGAG